AUGCCGGAAAAAUACGGCAUUAGGAACUCUUUCCGACAACUGCCUCUGUUUAGAUUUUGUCAAAACUGCUCAAUGGUUGAAGCAUACCAGAAAGAAGAUUCUAGCUAUGAUAAGGUCAAAACGAUUACCAGGAAAAAAAAUCUUUCGAAAUUCAGAGUCAAAAGUGACAUACGUAGACCUUAUGGACAUAAAAACAUCGAUUGUAGAUUUAGGGACAAUCAGAAUAGAGAUCAGAAUCGAGAAAAUACGAAAACACCUCCUGCAGCAGUAGAUAAAUAUUUCUUGUGCUGUCUACAAAAAGCAAAGAGGCCAGCAGAACUGAUACACAGUGAUGAAUUUGGGCUGAUGAAUCCAGCCUGCUUUGAUAGAAAAAGUAGUGAUCAGCAAAUGCAAGACCAAUACCAAGACCGGGCUAGUCUUGGUCUUGGUCUUGGUCUUGCAUAUGCGGUCUUGGUCUUGCAGUCUGAUAAGUGGUCUUGGUCUUGGUCUUGGUCUUGCAGGGUCCAGUCUUGGUCUUGGUCUUGGUCUUGCAGCAAGACUCUUGCAAGUCUUACAUUUAUUUUUUAG
Messenger RNA from Ceutorhynchus assimilis (cabbage seed weevil), 567 nucleotides. The record is from the annotation of a GenBank genome assembly. Lineage: Eukaryota; Metazoa; Arthropoda; Insecta; Coleoptera; Curculionidae.